UUGCUCGCCGGUCGCCGCGCGUCCACAUCAAACAUGAUAGACGCCAGGCAAUAUCCAAAGCAGUUUUUGACGGAGUUUUUAGAGUUGUACAAAUCUUUGCCAUGUCUAUGGAAAAAGAAGUGUAAAGAUUACACUAAUAAACCACUCAAAACGGCUUGUUACCAGAAAAUGGCUGAUAAAUUGAAGGAGUACGAUCCGAAUGCAACAAGAGAGACCGUUAGAAGAAAAAUAAAUACACUUCGUACUAACCGUCGCAAGGAAAUGAACAAAAUUAAAAACUCCAUCGAAUCUGGCGGUGGAGUUCACCAGCCAAACCUAUGGUACUAUCAUUUACUAGACUUUCUUGAUGACGACGAGCCCGAUGAUUCUACAUCAGAUCACUGUAUUUCAUUAGAUCCGAUAAGUUUACCUAAAACAAAAACUGAAGCGCUAGACGAGACGAACAGACUGAGUUCUGAGGAAUUCGAACCGUUUCAAGAUAACGUGUCAGAAAGUAAUUCGCACAGCUCGCAAUAUGUCAUUGAAGUUCAAGAUGUGGACUACGAUUCUCCUGGAACAUCAUACCGUGCACCAGUCCACAAACGCCCCAGGUUACCUAAGAAAAAAUUGACGCAUUCUAACGUAGAAGAAGCAGAGGGCUAUGAGGACCGAUUUGAUAUUUUUGGAAAAAGUGUCGCCAUGAAGAUGCGUGGUUUGUCAAGUCAACAAAGACUUGUCGCAGAGAAAAUCAUUAACGAUACCCUAUUCAAGGCAGAGAUGGGCAUUCUAAGACUAUCGGACGCAAUGGAUCUUAAACAUUAAUAAAAUACUUUUAGUAUUUUAACAAAGCAAGAAGCGGGAUCAUUAGAAUGACAUAACUGCUGUUCUUGUUAUUUCUAACAGAAUUUAACUUUAGUUUUCACUAGUUUUUAAUAAAAUA
This is a messenger RNA of Aricia agestis (brown argus), 919 nucleotides long. RefSeq lists its product as uncharacterized. The record is from RefSeq and is a predicted model, not a curated record. Bases 34 to 801 code for a protein of 255 amino acids. The transcript has 4 exons. NCBI's taxonomy places the organism in Eukaryota, Metazoa, Arthropoda, Insecta, Lepidoptera, Lycaenidae.